GCUCAGAGAGGUGGAUGAUGAGAGCUGGUAGAAGAGGUAGGCUUGUCAAUUUUCGUGCUCGGGUAGUUUCUUCAGUGCGUGCGAUGUGGCACAGUUGUGGCUUUGCUGCAUGGUGGGGCUCCCGUGGCCAACGCCGGGGGCCGUACGUGCCUGCAGUGACGCUCGCGCGACGGACGCGGAGACGGAGCUUGAUGCUACGCGGGCGAGAGCGGGGGCGUCACGUGUGCGCUGUAAGUGACUGCCAUCGGGCACAAUGUUUCUCGGCGAAGACGUCGCCGGGGCGGCGCGGCCGGAGCGGCGAGCUGGUGCAGCAAUGGUCUCGGGCGCCCUGUUUUCCUACGGCCGUUGUGCGAGAUGCAGGAACAGAGGCGGAAGACGAAGGCGCCCGCGGGCGUCGGGGCGCCGUGAUGGGUGAUGAGCAGCGCCCCCCGGCGCCUACGUCGCUUCACAAUUAUUUCAAUUACAUCAAAAGGCAAAAGAUGCUAUACCGUAAGGCGGCCGGCUACUUGAUCGGCGC
This is a messenger RNA of Amoebophrya sp. A120, 517 nucleotides long. The record is from the annotation of a GenBank genome assembly. NCBI's taxonomy places the organism in Eukaryota, Dinophyceae, Syndiniales, Amoebophryaceae.